AUGAGAAUUUUAAAAAGUCAUCCUUUAUUAAGAAUGGUAAAUUCUUAUAUAAUAGAUUCUCCUCAACCUUCAAAUAUUAGUUAUUGGUGA
This is a messenger RNA of Tuber melanosporum (Perigord truffle), 90 nucleotides long. RefSeq lists its product as uncharacterized. The transcript has a single exon. The record is from RefSeq and is a predicted model, not a curated record. Lineage: Eukaryota; Fungi; Ascomycota; Pezizomycetes; Pezizales; Tuberaceae. Bases 1 to 90 code for a protein of 29 amino acids.